UUCAAAAAACCCAACGCAAAGCUUUGGCUUUUGAGGAGAAAUCUUGGGGCCCUUCGCCCAUCUCCUCUUUGCCUUAGCACCGAAGCGCCGCCCUUUUCUUCAAGAUUCUGGCAAUUUACAGAAAUUUUCAGAUUGUAAACUUCAGAAGAGGCCAAUGUAUCUUGCUCUUAUCAUUUUUGGAAAAAAAUGCAUUAGGAAAUUAUAAUUCAUCCUCAACAUAUUGUACCAGAUAAGGUGAAAUGCUCAUUCAGAGCCUUCUUCCUAUUUCUGUCAGUACAGAAUUAUCUUUUACAUCUGAAUGUGGUAAACGUCAAAGUACAGACUUAAUGUGUGAUUGGCCACAUUGUGGUGAAACUUGGCAGCAGUCUCUGAAUUGUGAUGAUUCUCCUUCUGUUAAACAUAGAAAACCAUUAUCUACAAGAGUGGAAGUGACGGAAUCAUCUUCUACCAGAGCAGUAGAACUCUCGAGGACCUCUUUGGAUUUGUCAUUAGGGAACAACAUGUGUUCUAGCUCUGCACCUAAAUGGGCAGGUUAUGUGUACAAGAGGAGGAAAUUGCAGCGGAACUCAGUGGCUUUGUUGUCAGAAGAAAAUGCUACGCCAAUCACAAACGAAAUUUCCAAUCACUCUUCAAGUAUAAGUUUUGAGGAGGAUUCUUUGGUGGAUAAAGACAAUGUCCCCAACAAUGCUUGUGUGACGGUAGCUGAGGCUUCCACUAGAAAUGAUUUAAUUGAGGCAGAUGCAUUACUUAUUGAAGACUGUGGUUUACAAAAGGCCACUGCUUUUGCCAGCAGAGGGAAGAGUGGCAAUAUCCAACAAUCUGUAACCACCAAGAUGUCUUCAUUUAGGGAAGAUGGACUUCCUCCUGCAUCAUCUGUGGGUAAUAUUAAUAGAUCUGCAUCAGAGGACUAUUCUGUUGUCCGUGAUACCUGUUCAUCAUCUAAGUCUAUUUCUGGGCACUGUUCAACUAUCAAAAGAACAGAUGCAAGUGGCAUGGAGAUGUGCUCUUCAAUAAGAAAGGUACUAAUGAAACCCUUGGAGGAGUUUUCUUCGGCAAGGGACUUUUGCAUUCACGUGCUUCAGGCACAUGGGUUGCUCAGGGGACUACUGACUUGCAACUCAUCAAUUUGUCCACAAAUCCUUGGUGAUGUUGAUGAUGAGUCCACUCAAUUGUGCAAAAUAUGUGGUCUUCCAGAUAAUCUUAGAAAUAUGCUAAUUUGUGACCUUUGUGAUAAAGCAUUUCACAUAUCUUGCUGUCACCCGAAAGUAAAAAAGCUUCUGGUUGAUGAUUGGUAUUGCCAGCCUUGUUCAAGAAAGAGACCAAAGCCCCUCUUGACGAAUAAUUCUGGGAAUUCAUUGAAUAUCAUGGGUGGAGCGUCAUCUCAUGGAGGAAUAAAUUCUAUAUUAGCAAUGUUGAGUGAUAAUCAGCCACACAAAUCUGGAAUUCGAAUUGGCAGAGAUUUUCAAGUGGAAGUUCCAGAGUGGUGUGGACCUGUCUUUAUUGAUGAUGACUACUUUGGUGAACCCUCAGAACUGGAUCUUACUGAAUGCGCAAGUCUGAAUAGCUGGAAUAACAACGAGCUGUCUAAGCAUAGCUCUAUUGGCAACUGGGUUCAGUGCCGAGGAGUCAUUUACAAUGAUGCAGACAUUAAUGACGAGGGAAGAGUGUGUGGAAAAUGGCGCAGAGCGCCUCUUUUUGUAGUUCAGACUGAUGAUUGGGAUUGUUUCUGCUCUGUUCUAUGGGAUCCUAUCCAUGCUGAUUGUGCCGUGCCCCAGGAGCUCGAGACUGAUGUUAUUCUUAAGCAUCUCAAGUAUAUAGAGAUGCUGCGGCCACGACUGUCUAAUGACAGUCAGAAAACUGAUCAGAGCAAAAGUAAUAUUCAUGGAUAGAUGGUUGAACAUGUCUUGAACUGGAAGGUGUGGCCAACAUAAACAAGGUUUGACGCAUAUCUUCCUCGCGGUG
This is a messenger RNA of Dioscorea cayenensis subsp. rotundata (Guinea yam), 1962 nucleotides long. RefSeq lists its product as uncharacterized. The transcript is spliced from 7 exons. Lineage: Eukaryota; Viridiplantae; Streptophyta; Magnoliopsida; Dioscoreales; Dioscoreaceae. Gene Ontology annotation, molecular function: zinc ion binding. Gene Ontology annotation, biological process: chromatin remodeling. The record is from RefSeq and is a predicted model, not a curated record. The coding region runs from base 240 to 1889 and encodes 549 amino acids.